Dermatophagoides pteronyssinus (European house dust mite) is the source of this 999-nucleotide messenger RNA. RefSeq lists its product as uncharacterized. Gene Ontology annotation, molecular function: S-adenosylmethionine-dependent methyltransferase activity. Lineage: Eukaryota; Metazoa; Arthropoda; Arachnida; Sarcoptiformes; Pyroglyphidae. The record is from RefSeq and is a predicted model, not a curated record.
GCCUAUAUAAGUUGCCCCCACUCUCAACUCAAUUCAUUUCAGACCAACAAAAUAUUCGAUUCUAUUUUCAUCCAAACAGCACAUCCGCGUCCGUCAAUCAUCUGUCCAAAAAAAAAAUGGGAUCUGGAAACUUGAACGCAACUGAAUAUCAAAAAUUUCUUGAUCAAGUACAAUAUUCGAAAAAUGGUGUUGCACGUUAUGAAUGGAUAUUUGGUGAAGGUUAUCUAUCGACCGGUGGCCUUGAAACAACCAAAGAAAUUGUUCCCGAAUUAGAACUGAAAUCUGGUCAAAAAUUAUUGGAUAUGGGUUCCGGACUUGGUGGUCAUGAUUUUUAUAUGGUUGAAAAAUAUAAUGUUUAUAUUGAUGCUGUUGAUUUGUCACAAAAUAUGAUGGAUGUUGCUAUGGAUUAUUACAAUAAAAAACCACAUUUAAAAGAUCGAAUCAAUUUUCGUUUAUGUGAUGUGACAAAAGCUGAAUUUCCAAACAAUUAUUAUGAUGCUAUUUAUAGUCGUGAUGCAUUAUUGCAUAUCAAAGAUAAAAAACAAUUGUUUGAAAAUUUUAUGAAAUGGCUUAAACCUGGUGGACGAAUUGUUUUUACUGAUUAUUUACGUGGUAAUCGUCAACCACAAAGUGAAGAAUUUUUAGAAUACGUUAAACAACGUGAUUAUACAUUAUGGACAAAAGAUGAAUAUGAACAAAUGCUUAAACAAGUUGGAUUUGUUGAUCUUAAAAUACAAGAAUGUAAAGAUAAAUUUGUUCAAUCAUUGGAACGUGAAUUGAAAAAAUUACGUGAUGGAAAACAAGAAUUUCUAUCGAAAUUUUCACAAAAAGAUUAUGAUGAUCUUGAACAAGGUUGGACUGCCAAAAUUAAACGAGCCGAAAAUAAUGAUCAAUCAUGGUUGAUGGCUGUUGCAUUCAAACCAAAAUAAUUGUAUCGAACAAUCGGUUUUUACUUAUAUUUUAAUUAGCAAAACAGAAAUAUAGGUUUUUAAAAGAAUU